AUGUCGCCGACACCUAUAAGCCCUUUCUCGAUCAACUCGCAAGCAAGCGAGGCGACGUCCGACGAAAUCCCCGACCUUGGCGCCUUCCAGAGCGUCUUCCGCGAGUUCACGCACUUGCACUCGGUCUCGCAGCGAUUGCUGCGCGUCCAAGGAUCCAGCGACGACGGCCUCUCAUCCCUCCAUGUGCCCACCGACCGCGAAGUCGCCACUACAGACCACGAGCUUUCGAGCAUAGACCGCGAACUGUCAAGCAUAGACCGCGAACUUGCUGGCGUGGACCAUGAACAUGGGAAUGCAAGUCACGACCGCGCCAGCACCGACCGCGACCGCCAGUCCACCAUCCUUUCCUCCCUCGCCCCACGCUCGACGGACUCCCCGGACUUCAGCACGGUGUGGGCGAGACAGCCGAUCGCGCAAUACUUAGAAUCGCGCACGGCGAGCGUGGACCCGGAAGCUUUCGCGGCCAUGAAUCCGGACCGCUUCGCGCCCGUCGGGCAUCACACAUAUACGGCGAGCGUGGACUCGAACGCGUUGACAGCGAGCUCGGAUGCGCGUACGACGAGCUCGGACGCGCGCACGACGAGCAUCAAGUUGGACACCCUGACGCCGACCGACGUCGUGGGUCGGGGGGCCUUCGCACCGGGUCGCGAUCCCGAUGCGUUCACGCCUUCAUCCUACGCCGCGAGCAUCGAGCUCGAGGUGCACACCGCGUCGUCGGGUGCGCCAUCGCCUCCGCGGUCGGCCACGCCGACGUCGACGGCGGAGGGCGGGACGGAGAGUCUUUCGGUUACUGAGGAAGAAGAUGAAGAUGUGGAAGGGGAGGAAGACGAAGAAGAAGACGAAGAUACGGAGGAGGAUGAGCUUGGGACUGAGGAGGAUGAAGAGGCGGAAGAUGAAGGAGGCCGCACGAUCCUGAUAGCGGAGGAGUAUCGCGGCGGGCGCGGGGGCUACGAUGGCGAUGGACCCACAAACUACGGCGCCUACGAUGAUGCGUCAUCUGUUACCGACGACACCGACAGCGUCGCGGAGGACGAUACGACGCGGCCUUCGCUGGGCUACUUGGACGAGGUGCUGUCUUUCCUCGCUGCUGAGCGCACGCGUGCGGCCGCGCAGCGGGAAGCGAGGCUAAACUCGGCGUCCGUGGAUGCAGAGGGAGAGGCGGCCCCCGCACCUGAAGGACGUUCCCAAGCACUUGACGGACGUACUGCAGGACCGGCUUCAUCAUCUUUGACGGCCGGCGAGCCGUCGUCAAUCGACCUGCCCGAAGGCUACCGCCAACUUCAAGAAGCGCUCGCCUCCCGGGAGCGCCGGCGGCACAAGCGGAAGAAGAGCCGGACGCUGCUCGCUGCCGUUGACACGGGGCGAAGACGCGGACGACAGUUCAUCGUCGGCGCCAGCGGUGGUGUCGUCGAUGGAGGGAAGGGGCUCAGCUUGGGGAAGGACGUGAGCUCCAGUAACGCGUCGGCGAAGAAGACUGGGAAGACCUCGCGGCUCGCGUCAGCGCUGUCCUCGCACGCGUCGAAGUCGACGCCGACGUUGGUAUCGGGGACUUCGACGAUCAUUGGCUCCACGGCUGGUGGCUCGACAACGGGCCUAAUGAAUGUCACCCCUGAUGGGCUCGAGGCCGCGACGACACCCGCGACGCCUUCUCGGCGCCGUAAGCUGAAGGGCCGCGCGCAUAGCGUCGAAGUAUCGACGCAUGCGAAUGAUCAUUCUACGCCGAACAAUCCCAACACGACGACGAAUGCUACGCCAACCGACCCUGCCAAAGCUCGGGCUGCACGCCUUACCGCGCUCGCUGCGCAUCUAUCUCGCGCGUUCCCCGCGAACGCGGCCGCGGUGGAGAAGCAGGCGCGGCGGCUGGCUUUGGGGCCGAUUGCUGGGAUGAAUGUUGGCGCGAAUCUUGAUGCUGGCGCGCCGUUGGUGGGGACGAGUGAGGAUGCGGUAGUGCAUGUGUUUAUCGACCACUCGAACAUUCUCAUCGGCCUCCUCAACUGGCUGAAGAAGACCCGCCCGACGCGCGGACGCACGGAUGGCAAGCGUUCACAGACAGACAGCGGUCUGAGCUCGCCCAGGAAGCGCCCCAAGAAUCCGAUUGCGGAGAGUAGCAGCGACAACAAGGACCCGAAAACUAAGAUCAAGAGCACUGCAACCGUACCUCCCGGCUCUCCACUGAAGAAGGGCGCCCUUCUUCCAAGCGCUAUGCCUGCGACGCCUCCGCGUGGGCGCCCACUCCCGCAGAUACCGACCAUCAACCCCAACACGGUAGCGACGCCUCUUACUCGACGACCCAGCAGACACCUAUCACACGCGGCGCUGGCGCUCAUUCUCGAGCGCGGGCGGCCCUGUCGGUGGCGCGAGUGCGUGGCGAGCAGCCCGCUGUAUCAGCCGAUGGAUGGGGCUCGGGAGGCGGGAUAUCGGGUGACGGUUUUCCGCCGGGUGCCAGUCGAGGUGGAGGUGCGGCAGGCAGCGGAGUCCGGUCGCUUUGAGGAGCGACGCGACCGCGUGAGUCGCUCGCCGACGAAGAGCAAGCGCGCGAGCUGGUACGCGGAGGGCGUACAUGGAGCAGGGAAGGAGACGCGGCUUGCGGCGCCGAGGGAGAAGGAGGGGAAGCACCGACGACAUGCGAGUGUAGACCGGCCAGUCACGACGCAGACAGCACGACAUGCGAGCCCGGUGAAGAGUCGGCAUGCGCGCUUUGGGAGCGUAGGGAAUGCGCACGGCGUGCUGCAGCACACCAACACGAGUCCAUCCGUGAUGAUGGGGCGCAAGAAGCCCGGGCACUCGCGUGGGGUGUCAAUGGGCGAUGCGCGAGGUAUGGCGACCGGAGAAGGGAGGAUGGAUGCCGGCACUAGCAGAGUCGCUGCAGCUGAAGGUAGCGGCAGCGGCAGCGGCACGCCGAGUCGACUGAAAUACCGCGAGCAGGGCGUCGACGAGCUCCUGCAACUUAAGCUGCACCAAGCGAUGGCAGAGGCCGAGGAGGAGGCGAUGCGUGCGUUCUUGAGCGCGGAGAGUAACAUAAACAAGCGAACCUCCGUCUCGCUUGCCGAAGCCGCCCUCCACCCCGCACCGCCUGGCGGGACGAUCGUGCUCGCGACAGGAGACGGUAACCCGGGGGACUAUCCUCCCUUCAGCGCGUUCGCGGGAAGCGAUGCCAGCCCGAGCGGCGCGGAUGUGCGCGCGGCAGGGUUCCCGGGCACGGUUCGCGCCGCUUUGCGGAGGGGUUGGACGGUAGAGCUUGUCGCGUGGGCGGGUGGUCUUAGCGGGGCGUGGCGGGCGAUGCUAGAAGAGGAGAGGCAGCGGCCGAAAGCGGGUGAGGAGGAGAGGUUUAAGAUUGUGGAGUUGGAACCGUAUGCGGAGUGGUUGUGGGAGGAAGGGUGGUUCGAGGGGUAA
Schizophyllum commune H4-8 is the source of this 3393-nucleotide messenger RNA. RefSeq lists its product as uncharacterized. The transcript is spliced from 4 exons. NCBI's taxonomy places the organism in Eukaryota, Fungi, Basidiomycota, Agaricomycetes, Agaricales, Schizophyllaceae. The record is from RefSeq and is a predicted model, not a curated record. Bases 1 to 3393 code for a protein of 1130 amino acids.